Molecule: messenger RNA, 2852 nt
Organism: Lates calcarifer (barramundi perch)
Lineage: Eukaryota; Metazoa; Chordata; Actinopteri; Centropomidae
Gene: glt8d1
Product: glycosyltransferase 8 domain containing 1
Exons: 9
Coding region: 583-1689 (368 amino acids)
Cellular component (GO): Golgi apparatus
Molecular function (GO): glycosyltransferase activity
Source: RefSeq, a predicted model, not a curated record
CUUUGACUGCCUAAAUGAUGUGCCCGCUUGCCUGUCAGUAUGUAUAGCCACUUUUAGCUAUUAUGUUUGAAACACACACGUAUUGUUAUGUAUUCCCAGUCAUUAAACCAUAUGUAAAUAAUGAAAUGUAACUCGUAAUAAUUGCUUGUCUUCCAGAAACUACACGCUAAUGCAAUUUUAUAAUCAGGCAAACGCAUAGGCAGUUAUUUCUUCGUGCAACCGCGAUAGAGGAUAAACUUGUUGAUGUUGAGUUGGCAGUUUGGCUUUCGCGUUAAUUACUUUUGCUGUCUUAUCUGGUUUCUUGUCAGAGCUGAUUUCACCUGCGCUGUAUACUUUUUUUAGAUUUAAGCGUAUUAACACAUAGUUUAAAGCCAACUGGUUUACAGACGGUGUCGUUUUAUGCUUAUGCGGACGCCACGCAGCGGUGCAGCAGCAGCAAUUAGGGUUCACCAAAGACGCUGGGUUUACCUCAGUCCUGGUAAGUCCGCGAGCUGAUACAUCGCGGGCUGCACUCCCAUCAACUUUUACCUGUUUUUUUGGAUUUUCAUCAAACGCGCUGGAGAGACGAAUGUGGCUGUUGUCAUGACACUGAGGAGGGUAAACGUGGUCAUCCUUGUGCUGCUGGCUGUAGCCUUCCUGAUCAUUGUUCAACGAAAUCUCCUCAACCUCAGUGACUUUUUACACAAGGAAAACCCAGAUGCAGGGGUGAUUCUACCUUUUGAGGCCGAGUUCUCUCCAGACAUCAGACUACAGACGCUGAGGAAAGGAGAGGAGAUCCCUGUCCUCAUCACCGCCGCUGAGGAGAGACUCGGUGCUGUAAUUGCUGCCAUGAACAGCAUCUACCAGAACAGUAAAGCCAAUGUUGUCUUCACCAUUGUGACCUUGAAUGACACAGUGGACCACCUGAAAGUGUGGCUGAGUAAUACAAAGCUAAAAAAUGUCAAAUACAAGAUAGUUAUUUUCAAGCCUGAGCUCCUCAAUGGGAAGAUAUCCAAAGAUCCUCAGAUGCUUGAGGUUGCAAAACCGUUGACUUUUGCAAGGUUUUAUUUGCCUGCAUACAUACCCGAGGCAGAGAAAGCCAUCUAUUUGGAUGAUGAUAUCAUUAUACAAGGGGACAUUCAGGAGCUUUAUGAAACCAACCUCAAGCCAGGACAUGCAGCUGCCUUCUCAGAUGACUGUGAUUCAGCUUCUGCUAAGGGUAUCGUUCGAGGAGCUGGAAAUCAGAAUAACUACAUAGGUUUCCUGGACUUCAAGAAGGUGGCGAUCAAGAAGCUGGGUAUGAGGGCCAAUACAUGCUCCUUCAACCCCGGGGUCAUCAUCGCCAACCUGACUGAGUGGAGGAACCAGAACAUCACCGGGCGGCUGGAGCACUGGAUGGAGCUUAACAUGCAGGAGGAUUUGUACAGUAAAACACUGGCAGAAAGUAUCACCACUCCUCCUCUCCUCAUUGUUUUCUACAAACGUCAUUCCACCAUCGACCCCAUGUGGCAUGUCAGGCACCUCGGCAAUACCGGUGCUGGAAACCGCUACUCCCCACAGUUUGUAAAAGCUGCCAAACUCCUCCACUGGAAUGGACACUACAAGCCCUGGGGGAGAGCAUCCUCUUUUUCUGAUGUGUGGGACAAGUGGUUCAUUCCAGACCCCACAGGAAAAUUUCAUCCUGUGCGAAGACACACAGGGGACAACUAAACCGAAAAAUGGAUUUUCAGGAAGCAUUCUUGACCAGCCAAGCCAGCCCUGUCCCAGCAGGACCACGCCUCAUGAUAUCUCAGGAACUAAGUCAGGCCUUUUCACUUGCCAGCCCCCUGUGUAAGAAUACUGCGCCACCAUUCUCUGAACACGUAAACCUGUGUAGUCUCAUUUUCCCUUGAACACGAAGAAUUGACCUCUUUUUUUUUUUUAUAUACACCUUGUCGCUCUUGAGAUUGCUUUGAUUCACAUUUCUCGAAAACAUCUGAUUGAAAAACUGUUGACACCGGACAGUUUUGCUUAAAAGGAGCAGACUGUCUUCUCUGUCCAGUGUUUCAUCCUGAUCAUCAUCAGCGAGGUGUGGCAUCUGAACGGUAUGACCUUAAUGACCUUAAUAGAAAUGUAUGCAUCAGUCCCAGUCAGCAGUCAUGUGAUACUUUAACAGUAUGCCAAGAUUACCAUGUACAACUUACGCAAUCAUUGCCAAAGUCAUUGUGACUUAAGUAGGUAUGUUUACAUGCAACUGAAUGAUUCCUUUAUUUGAAUACUAAAUGGUUUUAUACAGUUACCUCAGAUAUAAUGGUGUAGAACAGCUGCCCCACAGUUUAUAACUGCCAUGAAAAGGCUCAAGAUUUUUCAGUCUGAAUUAUAAUCCUAUUAGCCAUGCAAAUGCAUCAUGUUGUUACCUCAAUUCAGUACUUCCUGUGGAAAAGUAAUGAACUUUUUUAUUUUCGAUUGCACAUAAGAUUUUUUUUAAUCAGACCCUAGUUUUAACAUAUUUUAACAGUGGUCUGUGCUCACUUCAGCAUUUCCAACAGUUAGGCAAAAAUGCUUUUGAAAUUUUUCUCACUUUAAAAACCCAGUACUCUAAAUGAUGCCUAUUAAUAUAAAUCAUUAAAUGCAGUCAGGUUAAUGGUGCCCCAGCUAUUGAUAGCUAUGCCAUAAAUGAACACUAUUUUAAUAUUGUACUGCCUCCCAUGCUGUUACAGGGUGGUUGUGUAUGACUUUAUAUGCAAACUGCACCUCAGCACAAGAACAUAACAUUUGCACAAAAUUCUCAUGCUUUAUCCCUUCACUGUCAGGACUUUAAAAUGCAUUCACCUUGCUGGUGUAAAUACUUUUGUUAUGUACGUGAAAUAAAGCUUACAUUUUUAUCAUUUAAA